This is a messenger RNA of Nicotiana attenuata, 1097 nucleotides long. RefSeq lists its product as uncharacterized. The record is from RefSeq and is a predicted model, not a curated record. The transcript has 2 exons. The coding region runs from base 132 to 1058 and encodes 308 amino acids. Lineage: Eukaryota; Viridiplantae; Streptophyta; Magnoliopsida; Solanales; Solanaceae.
CCUCUUAUAAAGUUUAUUUCAGUUUUUAACGUCUUCGUAGACCACGGUAGUGGCUACACUUUCAUUUCAGUUCUAAAUAAAUUUCAAGGAAAAGACAUGCAUCUUCUUCUCAAUACGUAACCUGCAACGGAAUGGAACAUCAACUAGGUGAUGACGACAACCCACAAGAAAUCCCACCACAAGUCCACGUAGAUGAGCAUUUUGAUGAAGUGGUGCCAAGACCAGCAAAUAGAAUCCUAUGGGAUUAUGCUAAACCUGACCGCUUCAACUGUGAAUCUAGUGUUAGGAAACCCCCAGUAGCAGCUAACAACUUUGAAAUCAGGACCGGCCUGAUCCAUUCAAUUCAACAAUCUUGUAUCUUUACAGGAGAUUCAAGUGAAGAUCCACAUAGUCAUAUGAUUGAUUUUUUGGAACUUUUUGAAACUGCUAAGUAUAAUGGAGUACCUCCUGAAGCUAUCAAGUUAAGGCUAUUUUAUUUUUCUUUAAAAGGAGAUGCCAAGACUUGGUUGCGAAGUUUGCCUCAAGGGUCUAUUACCACAUGGGACCAGAUAACUCAGAAAUUUUUGAACAAAUAUUUUUCUCCUGCUAAAACAACAAAGUUAAGACAAGAUAUAUCUAAUUUUUUGCAAACUAACACUGAGUCGGUUUAUCAAGCAUGGGAAAGAUUAAAAGCAAUGCUGAGAAAAUGUCCACAUCAUGACAUUACUGAACAUAUGCAGUUGUAUGUUUUUUAUCACGGGUUAAAACCCUCUUGUAGAAAUGUGAUUGAUGCAGCUGCAGGAGGUUCCGUAAUGGGUAAAACUACAGAAGAAGCAUUGCAAUUAUUGAAUGAGAUUUCUGAGAAUGCCAUCCAAUGGCCAUCUGAGCGUGUAAUCAUCAAGAAGGCUGCUACGGUAAAUCAGGUAGAUGCCCUAAAUACACUGACACAACAGAUUGUUUCCUUGGCACAAAAGUUUGAAUCUUUUCAGGUGAAUACACAACAACCAAGACAGACUGAGACUUGUGGCAUGUGUGGAGGAAAUCAUCUAAACCAUGAUGUCACGACCCAUUUUCCAUAAUAGGUCAUGAUGGCGCCUAACACCGUUGUCAGGCCUGCC